This is a messenger RNA of Microplitis demolitor, 3826 nucleotides long. RefSeq names its product retinoblastoma-like protein 2. The transcript is spliced from 7 exons. Gene Ontology annotation, molecular function: RNA polymerase II transcription regulatory region sequence-specific DNA binding. NCBI's taxonomy places the organism in Eukaryota, Metazoa, Arthropoda, Insecta, Hymenoptera, Braconidae. Gene Ontology annotation, cellular component: chromatin; nucleus; transcription regulator complex. The record is from RefSeq and is a predicted model, not a curated record. Bases 106 to 3192 code for a protein of 1028 amino acids. Gene Ontology annotation, biological process: negative regulation of G1/S transition of mitotic cell cycle; cell differentiation; regulation of transcription by RNA polymerase II.
ACAUCUUGUUAGUAUUUAGUAUUGCAUGGCGUACAUCGCAUGUCGCAUAAGUGUAACAAAUUAAAUCGUGUUCUUCAGUGUUUAUAGAAUAUUAUUAUAAGCAAGAUGGGUCAAUCAGACGAUCUUGAAGAUUAUACAUAUAGCAGACAUCAAGAUUUAUGCCAAAAACUUAAUAUGGAUGCAAGUGCAGCUUCUGAAGCAUGGAAAUCUUACUCAACUAUUCGCCAAAAUUAUACACUCGAGGGUGAACAGAUGCACUGGAUUGGAUGUGCUGUGUACGUGGCGUGUCGUGAAUCCUCUACGCCCACGGUGGGCAAAACUGGACCUAAUGUUGAGGGCAAUUGUGUUUCUCUAACUCGCCUGCUGAAACUUUGUAAUUUGUCACUGAUACAAUUUUUUUCAAAAUGUAAAUCAUGGGCGGACAUGGCCAAUAUGCCGCAGAGCUUCCGAUCGAAAAUAGAUAAAAUAGAGCGUGAUUUUGCUGUUUCAAUGGUAAUUUUCAAAAAAUACCAGCCAAUUUUCACGUUUAUAUUUAGAAACCCAGUCGAAGAUCCAUCAAAACCUCAGAGAUCGAGGAGACACAAAUCACUGCCAUGCACUCCUUCAAAAGUUUUUGAAUUUUGUUGGGUUCUAUUCAUUUGUGUUAAAGGAGCUUUUCCUGACAUAUCUGAUGAUCUUGUUAAUUCUUAUCACCUUCUAUUAGUAUGUUGUGAUUUAGUCUAUAGUAAUGCACUUCUUGCUGGCCGAAAAGAUCUUUUGAAUCCCAACUUUCCUGGUUUACCCCAUAAUUUCAAUGAUGACAAUUUUGAAAUUCCAAAGACUGCUAACUGCAUCGUGAGUUUGUUAUGUGAACGUCAUGAAGCAAUUGCUGUGGAAGCAAAAGUUAUUAAAGAAUACUCAUUCAAAUCUCACAUUAAUAAACUUAUUAAUGAAAAAAUUUUACGAGGCGAACAGUCAAAUUUUUCAGGCAUUCUUGAGGCUUCUAAUUUUGAGGCUAACCAUAAGUCUCUAAACAAAGCAUAUGAACAACACGUGCUAAAUAUGGGAGAUUUUGACGAGAGAAUAUUUUUAGCUGAGUGGAGAAGAGUUAAAUUGAAAGGAAUAUCAAGUUCAAAAAUUGUAGGCGACUACGAUAUUAUUUCGAGAGCUAAUUUCGUCAGGAACAAUAACUUUGAAGGUGCAGAUGCAAGUGAUAAUAUUGGUUCACCAACAAAGAUGUUGAACAUAGAUUUGCAAGAACAGUUCCAAUUAAAGCGAGAUCAAAUACGUGACUUGGCACCACCGACUCCUCUGACAGGACGGAAAUAUCUUAAAAAUAAAGAUAUGCCUAAUAUUACUCCUGUCUCAACAGCUACUCAGAGUGUAAUUCGCUUACAAGCUCUUCUCGCCGGAAGACAAGCUGCUCCUAAUGAAGUUUUGCUUGAAAUGUAUAAAAGCUGUUCAACGGAUGUAAAAAGUUUCGUUGAGAUUAAAAUUAAAGAGAAUAGCGACAAAUUUUAUGUGUCGUACACUCAAAAUGUAGAAGAUGUUGAAGCUUACAAUCUAGAUUUUGGUAAAAAGAGACUUAUUCUUGGACAAACAUUAUUUUAUAAAAUUUUGGAAAUAAUUUUAAGUGAAGAAAAAAAAAUCAAACCUGAUUAUGAUAUUACGAAUCUUUUAUUGAAUGACGUUUUUCUUCAAUGCUUAUUUGCAUGUUGUUUAGAAAUAGUGAUUUGGUCAUACAAAAAUACAGACCGUAUAUUUCCAUGGAUUUUAAAUGCUCUUAAUGUAGAACCUUAUAACUUUUAUAAAGUUAUUGAAGUGAUUGUUCGCGCUGAACAGCUUUCAAGAGAUGUAGUAAAGCAUCUAAAUGACAUUGAAGAAAAAAUUCUUGAGACACAAGCAUGGAAAUCUAACAGUCCUCUUUGGCAAGCAAUUGAAAAUACACCAGGUGGUGUCCCAAGUUGUGAAGAAGUUUCCCUUCCAGGUAUGUUAGAUUCUUUAGAUUCUAACACAUCAGGUCAGCCGGUGUUGAGAAAAGUGGCAUUAGACAGAGGAGCACCUCAUCAUGAUAAUCAACAAAGUCCUAUAUCAUCUGCUUCUGAAAGAUUUCAAUCACCAGUAACUGCAUCUGGGAUGGUGAAAAAACGUUUGUUUAAUGAUCCAUCCCGAGGCAGUGGGCAGAGUAUUCUCAAAGAUAAAUGUCCUCAAAAAAUAAUAAUCGAUGGCAAUUCCCGGGUUUACGUAAUUCCAGACUCAUCACAAAUAAAGUCAUCAAAUUUAACACCAACUAAUGUCAAUCGUGAGUCUAAUAAAUCUCGAAAAACAGGAUCAGUUGCACUAUUUUUCAGAAAAUUUUAUAUACUUGGAUCGAUACGUAUGCAGAAUCUUUGCAACUCGUUAUCAGUAACUGACGUUGAUCUUAAGAAAAAAAUUUGGACUAUUUUUGAGUAUUCUAUAAAAGAUCGUACAGAAUUGAUGAAAGACCGACAUUUAGAUCAAAUACUUAUGUGUGCAGUGUACGUUGUAUGUAAACUUGCUAAAAUUGAACGUAAUACAUUUACAGAAAUAAUGCGUUGUUAUCGACUUCAACCACAAGCUGAAUCACACAUUUAUAGAUCUGUUCUUAUCUCUAAAAACCCAAGCGUUGAAAAAAAUUUUAACAAAAAUGACACUAAUGCUGAUUCUGAUCCUAUGGAAGUCAAAACUCAUAACGCAACACCACCAACACCAUCUAAUAUGGCAGGAACUUCACAAAGUUUUGGUGAUGAAUGCCGUGGAGAUCUUAUUAAAUUUUAUAAUACAAUUUAUGUUCCUCAAGUUAAAGAAGUUGCGAAUUUAUCACGUGGCAACAACUCUACUCUUACACUUAGUCCCUUGCCGAAAAGUAAUCCUGCGAUAAAUUCACCAGUUAGACGUGUAAGUAACAGCGUUAUGACAAGAACACUUGAUCCCAGGGCUAUUACUGCAUCACCUGCGCCACAAUUAAGUUAUUGUUUUAGUCGUAGUCCUGCCAAAGAUCUGGAGGCUAUUAACAGAAUGAUGAUAUCUCUUGAAGCGAGAAAAUCUGUUGGAAAACGACUUUUAUCCGAUGAAAUGGAUGUAGAUUCGACUAAAGAAAGCCUCUCACCAACAAAAAAGACUCUCACUACCCCAUGCCUCGCUAAAAAAAUUGAAAAUUUGAUUGGGGAACGUCGAACUCAAAACCAAUAAAUACUAAAACGAUUAACAAAAAUCAUAUGGACAAGCUAUUUCUUAUACAAAUUAAUAAUAAAAAUGGAUUUACUUUUAAUUACAGAUUGCAAGUUUUAAAAUAUAAACUUGCAAAUUUUUUUUGGAGAUACAUAGUUCUAUUUCUUUUAGACUUAAUUAGUAAAAUCUGGCUUCGUUUAAUAUUUUCAUUUGCAACUAUCAUCGUUUAUUCUUGGUUAUUUUUAAACCAAAAGUUUUAAUUAGUAAUAAGUAUUUUUGUAAUUUAAUUUAAAAAAUUUUAAGUUAUAAAAAAAAAUAUUUUAUUAAGGUUUAAAUAAUAUUGGCUUCGUGAUAAGCCAAGAAAGAUUAAAAUAAUUUUAGCUGAAAUUUGAAGACUAAACAUAAUAUUAAAAAGUCGAUUUAUAAAAGCUGUAUCAAUGAUCUUUGGUAUUUAAGUGUGUAUACAUAUAGGCGUUAAAUUUUGAAUAUCUGAAUUAAAUUUUCAAAUUAAAUUUUAUGAUCUCAACUUUUACAUUUUGGAUGAUGUAAGUAUAAAGCGUAUAAAGUUUAUUGUGAACGUAAAUUUUCAUUAAUUUGAUUAACUUUAAUGUGAAAAUAUAUUCAAUUUCUUACAUUACUAGUUUUAUUAUCAUGU